AUGACUGAGACGAAAUCGGAAUCUACUAUGACAGUGCGUUCGAAGCACUGCAAGACGUUGGCUAGGUUGUCUCGAAUAGCGGAACAGUUUCUUGAUCAGGAUGAGACUAGUGGCAAGCGAAAGGAUGAUGAAAUGAUGGCCCUCUUGCAAAGAUGUUUAGAUAUUUUGGAAACAUAUCGAGAUGAAUGUAAAAAGUUGAAGACUAGGGAAGGACGACUAUCACAGGAUGAACUAUAUGAAACCUACGAGUCAGCUUACGUCUACUACAAGAUCGUCCACAAUACUGUGCUUAAUAAAGUGCCGAAUUUGAAACAGUUCCAAGUGGUAAAGAAGCAAACGAAUACCAAUGAUAGGCAACUCAUGGAGAUUUAUAAUAUGUUGGUCAAAAGUCUAUUGAAUGAUGAAAAGAUCGGUCAAAUUAAAGCUUUCUUGAAGGAAAAUUCUAAACCAGAUGUGGAGAUGGUUUUGAAUACAGGGAGUACCAUUUCAUCCUCUCAUUUACAACAACUUAUUGAUAGUCAUAACGAUUCCACAUUAUUGAUUGAUCUGCGACAGAGGGGAGAGUUCUCUAAAUUGCAUAUUAAUGCGAAGAAUGUCAUUUGCAUUGAACCCAUCUCAUUCAAGGCCCAAUACACAGAUCUUGAGAUUGAGAAGAAAUCCUUGAUUACUUCACCAAAGGAAGAGAUCGGUUUAUUCCGGGCAAGAGAUACGUUCAAAUUUAUCGUGCUAUACACUAGCGAGGAUAAAGAAAGUCAUAGUAGGAGUUUUGAUUUACAGCAGCAAGCGAUUCUAUUGGAUCUGUUAAUAAAUCAUUCUUUUGCGAAACCACUAAAUGCCAACACGAGAGUCUACGUUCUGAAAGCUGGUUUUUCGAAUUGGGUCUCGGAGGGAAGACAAUGUAUCGGCGAAGAACACCAUGGUACUUAUACAAAUGGUGCUACUUUUCCCGAAUUAACUUUCUCUAUAGGUGGGUCUUUGAAAGUUCGACAGGACAUUCAGGAACAGCCUCCUUUACUUUCGAAUGGGGCUUACCUUUCGGCGUCAUCAGCCAGCUCGUCGCCACACUUAUCACCGUCGAAUCACUAUUCAAGAUUGAAUAGAUCUACACAAUAUCCACAAACACCACAACUAACAGCUGGCAGUAAUGGCGCUCACUAUCCCGGGCCGCUAUUGCCAAUAGAUAACGCAGUAUCCCCGAUGGCAAAUCACAUUCCCAAACUUAGAGCACCAAGAGUUUUCACAGCAGAUAAUGAAGCCAUUGUUCCUGUCAAAAUGAAUGACCUUUCGAAACCACCAAGUCAGGCUAUACCUCCAUUACCAAAAUUUCCUUCCCGUGAAAGUUCACCAGCAUUAGGUAGCGCUAACAAAUAUGAUCUAGAUUUUGCUGUCGGAUUGGAAAAUAUGGGGAACUCAUGCUAUAUUAAUUGCAUAGUUCAGUGCUUAUUGGGUACACAUGAAUUGACCAACAUUUUUCUUAAUAAAUCAUAUGAAAGGCAUAUCAAUAUGAACAGCAGGCUGGGAUCCAAGGGAGUCCUAGCAAAGUAUUUCGCAAAACUCACGCAUUCGAUGUAUCAAAAUGCAUCCCACAAGUUGAAUGAAAAAGGUAAACCGGUUCAACCCAUGGAAUUCAAAAUGGCAUGCGGUACAAUCAACUCACUCUUCCGUGAAUCUGGACAGCAAGAUUGUCAGGAGUUUUGCCAGUUUUUACUGGAUGGACUGCAUGAAGACUUGAACCAAUGUGGUGGUAAUCCACCUUUAAAGGAACUGUCUGAUGAAGCAGAAAAGAUGAGGGAAAAAUUAUCAUUGAGAAUUGCAUCUUCCAUUGAGUGGGAGAGGUUCUUGACGACAGAUUUCAGCGUUAUUGUCGAUCUUUUCCAAGGCCAAUACGCCUCACAACUAAGGUGCCAAGUAUGUGGUCUCACAAGUACGACAUACCAACCAUUUUCAGUCCUAUCAGUACCCGUUCCUCAUGCAAAAUCCUGCAACAUAAUAGACUGUUUCAAAGAGUUUACUAAAGUUGAAAAGCUUGAAACAGACGAGCAAUGGUCCUGUCCAAGAUGUAAGAAGAAGCAACCUUCUACAAAAAAACUAACUAUUACACGUUUGCCCAGGAACCUGAUCAUUCACUUGAAAAGAUUUGAUAACAUGAUGAACAAAAACAACGUAUUCGUGAAGUAUCCAUUUACACUGGAUUUGACACCCUACUGGGCAAAUGAUUUUGAUGGGAGAUUACCGCCAGGUGUUACUGAGGAGUUGCCUACCAGAGGACAAAGUCCGCCAUUCAAUUAUAAGCUUUAUGGAAUAGCAUCUCAUGUUGGGAGUUUGUAUGGAGGGCAUUACACUUCAUAUGUCGACAAGGGCCCGAAAAGAGGCUGGUGCUAUUUCGAUGAUACAAGCUUCCGCCCUGUUAGAAACGCCACUGAAUGUAUCACUCCUAAUGCUUACGUGUUGUUCUACCAUAGAGUGUACCAGGUUUAG
This is a messenger RNA of Torulaspora delbrueckii, 2478 nucleotides long. It is a transcript of the gene DOA4, whose product is annotated as ubiquitin-specific protease DOA4. Gene Ontology annotation, biological process: protein deubiquitination. Lineage: Eukaryota; Fungi; Ascomycota; Saccharomycetes; Saccharomycetales; Saccharomycetaceae. Gene Ontology annotation, molecular function: cysteine-type deubiquitinase activity. Bases 1 to 2478 code for a protein of 825 amino acids. The record is from RefSeq and is a predicted model, not a curated record. The transcript has a single exon.